CCCUUCCUUUUGUGGUAACGAACUCAAAAUUAUCAGUAGAAAAAAAAAAAAAUGGCAGGGCUUCUAAAAACUGCUAUGGCCAGUCAACUUCUGGUCCAUCUACAAAGCGGUCCAAUGUGUUCCGUAAAUGAGGCACAACCGGCCGUAGCGAUCGGCCAGUUGCGGAGUUACAGCAAAUGCGAAAAGAAGUGUCCCGGCGAGGAGCAGAAGAAGGGCAAGUAUCAGAUUGUGAUGAUACGACACGGCGAGUCUGAAUGGAAUCAGAAGAACCUAUUUUGUGGCUGGUUCGAUGCUGCUCUCAGCGACAAAGGCAAGCAGGAAGCCUGCGCUGCGGGCAACGCUGUGAAGGAUGCUAAAAUGAAGUUCGACGUGGCCUUCACUUCGAUGCUGACACGUGCCCAGGAGACGUUGCUCGCCGUGCUCGAGGCGAGCGAACAUGGAGAGAUACCCAUACAUAAGACCUGGCGCCUCAACGAGCGCCACUACGGUAGUCUGACGGGUCUAAACAAGGCCGAAACGGCCAAGAAGUUCGGGGAGGAGAAGGUGAAAGUUUGGCGACGCAGCUUCGACACGCCCCCACCGCCCAUGGAGAAGGACCACAAAUACUAUGACGCCAUUGUGAACGAUCCUCGAUAUUGCGAUGGUCCCAAGCCCGAGGAGUUUCCCAUGUUCGAGUCCCUCAAGCUGACCAUCGAACGCACCCUUCCCUACUGGAAUGAAGUCAUUGUCAAGCAGAUCAAGGAGGGCAUGAAGGUGAUUGUGGCGGCUCACGGCAACAGUUUGCGCGGCAUUGUGAAACAUUUGGACCAGAUGUCCAAUGAGGCCAUAAUGGGCCUUAAUCUACCCACAGGAAUUCCCUUUGUCUACGAACUAGAUGAGUGUAUAAAGCCUGUGGCGCCAAUGAGAUUUCUGGGCGAUCCGGAGACGGUCAAAAAAGCUAUGGAGUCGGUGGCGAAACAGGGCAAGGCUAAGUAAGGAGAGUUCUCUACCACGCCGCUAAUGAUUUAUUUUGAUUAACUGUUUUAAAUAAGAAUACUGUGCUGCAUAAAUAAAAAUUCUGCUCUAGAUGGAAA
Scaptodrosophila lebanonensis is the source of this 1073-nucleotide messenger RNA. Its product is annotated as phosphoglycerate mutase 2. Bases 52 to 975 code for a protein of 307 amino acids. The record is from RefSeq and is a predicted model, not a curated record. Gene Ontology annotation, molecular function: intramolecular phosphotransferase activity. The transcript has a single exon. Gene Ontology annotation, biological process: glycolytic process. NCBI's taxonomy places the organism in Eukaryota, Metazoa, Arthropoda, Insecta, Diptera, Drosophilidae.